UGGAUGUUUUGGGGGUCAUCACAUGCAAAACAGCACUGCUGAAAAUAUGCUGCAGUGCUGCGGAUAAGAACUGGUAAUGAAAAGGCUGGAUGCUGAUCCAUCAGGCUCGACACUAACGCAUGUAAUGCGUAAAGGUGAUGUGUGAGCCAUUCAAUACCACAAUAUUUGACUGGGUAUGAGUACAUCUAAGCCAGUCCUCGGUGUACAAGGGCCCAGACUCAGAAAAGCAUAUAACUGAUUCAUUACGGCCAAACAACCUACUUAAAGUUAAGCGCCUGUUUAACCACUUUUCUGGAGAGUAAUGUUUUCUUUUUUUUUUUUUUUCCUCCUGAACCACAGCUCUAGGCUGCACAGGACGCAGUACGGUCUGCUUUUAGUUAAGAGGGAAAAAAAGCAAGAGACACGUGUCACUUACUGGCCCUUUAACACAGGAAGAUCUUUGGGCUCCAAAAAUUCUAGUGGCAGUUGAGAAAGGAAAAAGCUGAAAAAAGCUGCGGUGCAGCGAAGCCAAGGCCCAUCUCCUUCAGCCUGGAAACCCAAGCGGAAGUCUGGAGAAUUAACCCUGCCAUCCAAACGCAGGGAGGAGAACACAGAGAUGUUCCACUGAGAGCAGAAUCAAUCCAGUCCUGCAGAUCUCAUCCAAAUGAUGUUAAUAUUUGUGGAAAAGCUCCCACUAACUUCAGCACAUGCUGGAUCUGCUUUUUAGACUUGUCUGCUACAAACAAGCACAUGCUUACGUUUGUGACGGUUGCAUGGUUGGACCCUGGAAAUGGGAUGUCAGUCCCAUUCGGGGAGCAUAAAGGAAGAAAGAAAAUCUCCUAGCUGUUGCUGUUGCUGUGACAGCGAGUGAGAGCCAGAGGCAGGAAAAUGUCGACAGUCACAUCAGCAAUCCAGGCUCCUCAGGGCCCUGUGAAUCCGCCGCCUCCCGAGGUCACUAAUCCUAAUAAGCCUGGCCGGAAGACCAACCAAUUGCAAUAUAUGCAAAAUGUUGUGGUAAAGACCUUGUGGAAGCAUCAGUUUGCUUGGCCUUUCUACCAACCUGUUGAUGCAAUUAAAUUGAAUUUACCAGAUUAUCACAAAAUAAUAAAAAACCCCAUGGACAUGGGGACGAUCAAGAAACGCCUGGAACAUAACUAUUACUGGAGUGCCAGUGAAUGUAUGCAGGAUUUCAACACCAUGUUUACAAAUUGUUACAUUUACAACAAGCCCACAGAUGACAUCGUCCUCAUGGCCCAAGCCCUGGAGAAGAUAUUUCUGCAGAAAGUUGCCCAGAUGCCUCAGGAGGAAGUUGAAUUAUUACCUCCAGUUCCUAAAGGCAAAGGUCGCAAGCCAUCAGCGGGCGCACAGAGUGCAGGAGCACAGCAAGCAGUGGCCGUGUCUUCCGUCUCCCCGCCGGCCCCGUUCCAGAGCGUCCCUCCAGCCGUGUCUCAGACGCCCGUCAUUGCUGCCACCCCUGUGCCAACCAUCACUGCUAAUGUCCCGCCUGUCACUGCCCCUCCCGCCGCUGCUCCCCCUCCGCCUGCUGCUCCGAUAAUGCCCGUGGUUCCUCCUACGCCACCAGUAGUCAAGAAAAAGGGAGUGAAGCGAAAAGCGGACACGACCACCCCCACCACCUCUGCGAUCACUGCCAGCCGAAGCGAGUCGCCUACUCCUCUCUCGGACCCCAAGCAGGCCAAAAUCAUCGCUCGACGGGAGAGUGGCGGCCGGCCCAUCAAACCACCAAAGAAAGACCUUGAAGAUGGAGAGGUUCCCCAGCAUGCAGGGAAGAAGGGCAAGCUCUCUGAGCACCUCAAGUACUGUGACAGCAUUCUCAAGGAGAUGCUCUCGAAGAAGCAUGCAGCCUAUGCAUGGCCCUUUUACAAGCCUGUUGAUGCAGAGGCCUUGGAAUUACAUGACUAUCAUGAUAUUAUCAAACACCCCAUGGAUCUCAGUACUGUUAAAAAAAAAAUGGACAGUCGAGAAUACCAGGAUGCACAAGGUUUUGCAGCAGAUAUUCGGUUAAUGUUCUCUAAUUGUUACAAGUACAAUCCUCCAGACCACGAAGUGGUAGCCAUGGCCAGGAAGCUCCAGGAUGUCUUUGAGAUGAGGUUUGCAAAGAUGCCCGAUGAGCCUGCAGAGGCCCCACCUCCACCUCCCCCAACAGCACCAGUGGUGAGCAAAAGCACAGAGAGCAGUCACAGCAGCGAGGAAAGCUCCUCCGACUCGGAUAGCUCCGACUCAGAAGAAGAGCGAGCGACUCGGCUAGCAGAGCUCCAGGAGCAGCUAAAAGCUGUCCAUGAGCAGCUAGCUGCAUUGUCACAAGCGCCGGUGAACAAACCAAAGAAAAAAAAAGAGAAGAAAGAAAAAGAGAAGAAAAAGAAAGACAAAGAGAAGGAAAAAGAGAAGCACAAAGUAAAAGCUGAGGAGGAGAAGAAACCCAAGGUGGCUCAACCACCAAAACAAACCCAGCAGAAGAAAGCCCCAGCUAAAAAAGCAAACAGCACGACCACAGCUAACAGGCAGCCCAAGAAAGGAGGCAAACAGGCUUCUGCUACCUAUGAUUCCGACGAGGAGGAGGAAGGUCUGCCCAUGACCUAUGAUGAGAAACGACAGCUCAGCUUGGACAUCAACCGCCUGCCUGGAGAGAAGCUGGGCAGGGUGGUGCACAUCAUCCAGUCGCGGGAACCUUCCCUCAGGGACUCCAACCCCGACGAGAUAGAAAUAGAUUUUGAAACAUUGAAGCCCACAACGUUACGAGAACUGGAGAGAUAUGUGAAAUCUUGUUUACAGAAAAAACAAAGGAAACCAUUUUCUGCAAGUGGAAAAAAGCAAGCAGCAAAGUCUAAAGAAGAGUUAGCUCAGGAAAAGAAGAAAGAACUAGAAAAACGGUUACAGGAUGUCAGCGGGCAGCUAAACAACAACAAGAAACCUGCAAAGAAAGAGAAAUCCGGCUCCGCUCCCUCUGGAGGCCCUUCCCGGCUCAGCAGCAGCAGCUCCUCGGAGGCCGGGAGCAGCAACAAUCUUCCUAAAAAAGGUCUUUCAGUGGAAACCAGCCUGGACUUGCUUGACCCCAGCCAGCGUUUGCAGAACCACGGUAACGCAUGA
Messenger RNA from Struthio camelus australis, 3084 nucleotides. NCBI's taxonomy places the organism in Eukaryota, Metazoa, Chordata, Aves, Struthioniformes, Struthionidae. The record is from RefSeq and is a predicted model, not a curated record.